AUGAACGGACGAAGAGAGUCAGGAAUAGGCUCAAGUAAUGCCGGAUUGUGAACGGCAAACUCCCUCCUAGGUUCCAGGUCCCGGAAAAUUUCAGCGUGGAAACAAGCCACGAACAAGCAGUUUGCCAUGCACGGUGCUCCAUACAUUGACUUUCUAGAACAGGAAGAAAUCGACAAUUCUCCAGAUGCUGUACGGAGACGGAGUACAUCCAGCCAAGAGUAUUUUCAGCUUGGAACUUGGAGGCGACGAGGCGUGGUGUUGAGUGUUGCACUCGAACGCUUAAUUUCCCCGGAACCAAAACAUCAACACACGCAUCGUCGUCGUCAGUUCAACAAUGAAACGCUUCUCGCGCGAGCCUCUGAACACCGUGUCCGAGGCUCAGACUUCGGACUCACGUAA
Hymenoscyphus albidus is the source of this 399-nucleotide messenger RNA. Lineage: Eukaryota; Fungi; Ascomycota; Leotiomycetes; Helotiales; Helotiaceae. The record is from the annotation of a GenBank genome assembly.